AUGGAAGGAGGAAGUGAAACAGGGAUUGAAUUAAAUCCUUAUGAAAAGUCGGACGCAGAACCACCAGGACGCCCUUCAUUUUUUAGCCUCCUUGUUGAUGAAGAAGAGGACGAUGGCGAAGAAGAAGAAGAUAAAGACGAGCAAAAACCAAAGCAAAAAGACAAAGGGUUUGAUGAGUUAAUGGAUAUAAUCGACCCAGACGACUUUUUACAACAAUACGUUGAAGCCGAGUUGGAAACUCAAACGAUGCUUUGGGGUGAUAUUUAUGAGGCUAAUAAGUGUUUGGAUUUUGCACCAACGACAUCACUUGAAGUCAAAUUGAAUUCAUUCAACAAACUUCUUUCAGUCUCUGGAAUAAUGGCAGACUGCGGCAAACGUAAAAAGGGAGGAGAAAAGAAGGUGAAGCCAGUUAGAGUAUACAAACAUAUCAAAGACAGUCUGACAAGCUCGGAAGACACUUCAACAACAGACUACUCAGACUCUUCUGAAACGUUCAUUUCUGGAAGACAAACCCCAAAUGACAUCUCACAUGAUGCCUUUAGUAGUGAAAAACUUUCUGAAGAUUUGGAAGACAAAAAGCACGCAAAUAUCUCUCCAGACAAAGUCACAGUUCCACCUUUACCAACCCCAAUUAUUAAACAGAACUCAGACAUCGAUAAUUCGAGUGCAGACGUCCCAAGCACUCCUACGGAAAAAGGAGAGAACAAGUCCGAGACAAGUGAGAGUGAAAACAAAUAUUCGAUUGAUGCAAAACCCUUUGUCAGAAAAGCGAAGAAACAAGAGAGUAAAAGCAUUGAAAUGCUUCCAAGUGACGAGAACAGAGUCGAGAAAUUUGGUAUUGAAAAGACAGACAACAUCAUCAAAAUAUCACAAGACGACAAAAACAUCAAAAUCGAUCUCUCAAAACCACACGCCAGUUUUGUCCCCAAAAAAAGACAAAAGAAGUUGACGCCACUGGCAGAUUCACAAAUCAUUGAAGCCAAAAUAGAAGAGGAAAAUAUCAUUAAAACGACUCCACAAGACCAAGGAGAGGUCGUACACACAACAACUAUUCCAAUUCCUUCAAAAUUAAUGGAAUUUCCAAUUGUCGAAGACUCUCCCAUUGACGUGGAGAACUUAAUUCAGACAAACAUCCCCGAAGAAAAGAAAGACGAUUCCAAGGUCGAGGGGAACGAAGUCAUUCAACUUAAGCAAACACCAAUUGACAUAAAAAUCGAGAACGCCGAUUCAAAACCUUUGAAAAAAAAAGAGAAGAAGGACAAGCGCAAGAAAGGGGACUUGAAAGAGGUCAAACCACAAGAACUUGUCAAUGUCGUUCUUCAAAUUCCUAAAGCAAAAAAGAAAGAAUCGCGACAUGACGACGUGAAGCGCGUAGUUCCAAUUUCUUCGAGUCCAGGAGUCGACGUUCAAAAGAAGAAAAACGCACAACUCACUAAGAGGACCAAGAAAGGAACAAGUCCCAACAACAUCGACCGCAAAACAAAGGACUUUGAAGAAGUAAAAACUGAACCAAUGAGAGAGAGAAAGGUCAAUAAGAUGAUGGAAAUUCAGAAGCCCGAAAUAGAGAAAUACAAAGAGACGCGAACAGUCAUUACACCACAACAAGAACUCCCGUGGCACAAGAAACUUCUUAUCUAUGCGAAAGAUAGUGGAGAGGAUUUCAUGGUGGUUUUCAAAUACCACAAACAAAUUGUACUCAUAGUGGUCACGGUAAUGACUUUCACAGGGGCUGUCAUAUUGUUCAUGUUGUAUAUGGUCAAUAGAGAAUCCGACUUCGACGACUAA
Entamoeba invadens IP1 is the source of this 1785-nucleotide messenger RNA. RefSeq lists its product as hypothetical. Lineage: Eukaryota; Evosea; Mastigamoebida; Endamoebidae. The coding region runs from base 1 to 1785 and encodes 594 amino acids. The transcript has a single exon. The record is from RefSeq and is a predicted model, not a curated record.